Messenger RNA from Drosophila ananassae, 666 nucleotides. RefSeq names its product methylated-DNA--protein-cysteine methyltransferase, inducible. The transcript has a single exon. The record is from RefSeq and is a predicted model, not a curated record. The coding region runs from base 27 to 644 and encodes 205 amino acids. NCBI's taxonomy places the organism in Eukaryota, Metazoa, Arthropoda, Insecta, Diptera, Drosophilidae. Gene Ontology annotation, biological process: DNA repair. Gene Ontology annotation, molecular function: methylated-DNA-[protein]-cysteine S-methyltransferase activity.
UGAUUGGCGCCGCUACAUAAGGCGAGAUGGUCACACUGUUCAGAUUUAUUUACGAAUUGCGCACAAAUAAACUUCUUAAAGUUAUGUGGUUCCAAGAUAAACCAAGAAUCCGUCUAAUCCCGUUGCCAAAUCCGCCGGAGGAUGUGCGAUUUUCCUUUCUAAACACCAAGUUUGGUCGGAUGAUAAUGGGAACGGUUCAAGCUAAAAAGGAAGUCGCAAUUUGUUUCCUGUAUUUUGUGGUGAAAUCCGAUGAUGAGACUCAGGAUGAAGUACAGAAGCGAUGGCCCAAGUCACAACUUCGCAGGGACGAUGAUGCCAACCAGGAGCUGACCGAUAAACUAUUUGGAGGAGAAAAGGAGAACGUAAACGAGAUUCCAAUCGCUGUUCUAGGCACCGAUUUCCAGAAAGAUGUGUGGACAGCUCUUAUUGAUUUAAAGAGCGGCCAAUCUUGCACUUAUUCCCAACUGGCGGAAAGGAUGGAUCGUCCAAAGGCGGUACGAGCAGUGGCUAGUGCCGUGGCCAAAAAUGAAGUAGCUAUCCUCAUUCCUUGCCACCGAAUUGUAUCUCAAAACGGAUGCAGCAAGUACCAUUGGGGUGGUGCUCUCAAACAGCAGCUUCUUGAUUACGAAAAGUCCAUCAAAUAAAAAUUGUUUUUCUUUAUUGAAA